Triplophysa rosa is the source of this 1355-nucleotide messenger RNA. RefSeq lists its product as uncharacterized. Gene Ontology annotation, molecular function: nucleic acid binding. The transcript has 5 exons. Gene Ontology annotation, biological process: DNA integration. Bases 178 to 996 code for a protein of 272 amino acids. Lineage: Eukaryota; Metazoa; Chordata; Actinopteri; Cypriniformes; Nemacheilidae. The record is from RefSeq and is a predicted model, not a curated record.
UUUUGUGGUUUUAUUGUCUUAAGGGUGAAAGACCUGUUCUCAGCUUUGGAGGACGCUGAACUAGAUGCUCUGGUCAAAGACACACUUCGAUGUAACCGAAACGCUGGGUAUAAGAUUGUGUUUCGAUAUCUCUCUACUCAGGGAGUUUGUGUACAGAGAAUACGUGUUCAGGAAUCCAUGAGACGUGUGGAUCCUCAGGGUGUCCUAAUGCGCAGUCUUCAACUGAACCCCCGGAGGCGUAGAAAAUAUUCGGUCCCUGGACCCAACAGUUUGUGGCACAUUGAUGCUAACCAUAAGCUAAUAAGGUGGCGUAUUGUAGUUCAUGGUGGCAUUGAUGGAUUUAGCCGUCUAAUCGUGUACUUGCAAGCUGCCACGAACAAUAAGGCUACUACAGUCCUGGCAAGCUUUUUCGAAGGUGUCAGCCUAUAUGGUGUGCCAUCGCGUGUAAGAUCUGACAAAGGCGGGGAGAAUAUUGAUGUUGCUCACUUCAUGGUUUCAACCAGAGGAGAGAACAGAAACUCGCACAUCACAGGAAAGAGUGUCCAUAAUCAAAGGAUUGAAAGGUUGUGGAGAGAUGUUUAUGCUGGAGUGCUUGAUCUCUUCUAUACUCUCUUCGCCAACCUUGAAAAUGACGGGCUUCUACAACCAGAUGAUGAAGUGCAUCUCUAUGCCCUCCACCGGUGUUUCAUGCCACAUGUUCAGAAACACCUUCAGUUCUUCGAGAUGGCUGGAAUCCAGUCACCAAACCAGCUCUGGUCAAGUCAUCAACCUGAGACAUUGCAAGACCCUAACCAGGUAGAUCCCAUGCAGUAUGGUAUUGAUUGGACGGGGCCAUAUGGUCAUCAUGAACCUGGUGUAGUGAUCCCUGGUGUACAGCUACCACGUCAACUUACACAACGGGAUGUUGAGAGGUUUCCGGACCCAGAUGUUCCCCUGUCUGAUGAUUUGGAUAUCUACAGAGAGACUGUAGCUUUAUUAUCCGAAAUGAUGCAUUAAGACGAGAGAGCGCCAAUUAAUUUAGCAUAUGCUGCAUUAAAUUAUUUUGAGGUGCUUAUCUGUAAUAUUAUCAACCUUGUUCAAACACUUUUUAAUUGAUGAAAUAAAACUUUUAUUGAACUUGUGUAAUGCUGGCCACACAAUCUUUGUAAUACUCAAUAAAUGUUUCAAAUAACAUUUGACCAAAAGUUAGUUUGGUAUAACUUUGACAACAAGGUGAAUACAACAUGUGAAACUUGUUUUCAAGAGUGACAGUCUUGAUUUCCAUGCUUAGUAACAAAACUGUUAAACACUAAAACAUGUUUGAGAUUUUGUGACUGGACACAGUGAAAACUAGAAAAUAACAGACGAGUAAAUAU